Contarinia nasturtii (swede midge) is the source of this 3511-nucleotide messenger RNA. RefSeq lists its product as uncharacterized. Bases 332 to 3388 code for a protein of 1018 amino acids. NCBI's taxonomy places the organism in Eukaryota, Metazoa, Arthropoda, Insecta, Diptera, Cecidomyiidae. The record is from RefSeq and is a predicted model, not a curated record. Gene Ontology annotation, cellular component: secretory granule. The transcript is spliced from 13 exons. Gene Ontology annotation, molecular function: protein tyrosine phosphatase activity. Gene Ontology annotation, biological process: protein dephosphorylation.
UUUCGGUAUAUGUGAAAGAACAGCGCCUCCAGUUCAAAGCUACUGCUCAUCGUAUACAGAACACAUUUUAACGACAUCCCGUAUAAACAUUUAUUAUCCAUUUGGUUCUGGUGCUGUGUGUGAUUUUUCAUCUCUCAUAUUAUUUUGGACGUUCUUUUUCUCAUUGUGCGUAUGUUUUGUAUGAGUGCCCUUUUUGUCCCUUAUUUUGAGAAUUAAGUUGAUAAUUAAAAUAGACAAUAUAAUUCAUGUGUUAAGCCAGUGAAAUGAACUAAUAUACCGCGAAUGAACUCAGAAGUGGCUGCUGAAUGGUUGUGUGUGACAUCGAACCGAAAUGAUUAAAAGGACAUCGAGGUUGGACGGAAUAUGGCUAUCGAAUGAACUUUGGAAACCUCUUUCUUUGCUCCUUGUAAUAGUUGGUGUUUGUGGUCGUGUUACCGAAGCAUCAAGACGCGGAAAUAUUGGAUGCUUGUAUAUCGAUGAGCUGUGUCUUCAAGGGAUCGAAUACUGUUUUGAUGAUGAUGUAAUUGGAAAGUGCAUUAGUGGCGAUGGAAAUGACAUCCAUAUAGCUCAAAAAGAAUUUCUGGAUCCAUCAGCUCAAACGGAAUUUUCUGACGUUUUUCGUGACGUACAUUCAAUUGUAAAUCGUCAUUCAUUACCAUGGGAUCACGAAUACGUUCAAUGUCGUCUUCAAAAUUCAUUGUUUGCAAUUUCCAACAAAUUGCCAUAUUCAUCGGCGAUAUGUUGGGAGAAAGCGCCCGAACGCGGCUCAAAUGCUGAUGCAUUUGUAGCCGCAUUGGAAGAGGCAGAGAAAAUUGUCGAACAACAGGCCAAAGAUGCAUUAGACGAAGAUGCCUCCAUUCAGUAUCUACCACCAGAUAACAACUAUGCUGAUGAAGUUUAUUAUCCACCGAUGAAAAGAAGACCGGAUCUUAUUGAAUUCGAUGUCGAAGAACCGCCGGCACCGUAUGACUAUCGCAAUCAUUAUAACACCGAAAGUGAUGGCAAAGAAGAAAGAGAAGAGCUACGAACUCGUAUGGUUGAUUUGAAAAAUCGAAUCGAACUCAGACGUAUGCUAUCGGAAUACAUGUCGGGUGCAUUAAAACCACCAAUUUUCUAUAAGGAUGGAAUUGCCGCACCCGAUGACUUUGUUCAAAAUGAUGAAGUCGAUGCCAUCGAAAGCAUUUUUGAUGAACGACAACCUCAAAACAAACGUCUUGUAUUACCAUCUCAGGAUAAUACUGUCUAUGCAAAUAAUGAUGAUACUUAUGAAGAUUUUCCAUUGAAAAGCCUCUUUCGAGAACAUCAACGGCCCAAUGAUAUUGAAGAAAACGUUCGAGAAUUCGAAGCAUUUGAUCACAGAACCAACGAUCCAACUGAAUACCAUCGAAGAUUAUUUAAAGAGAGUCGACCAAAAGAACAGUCGGCCGUUUACACUGAAGGCGGCUUAGUCUAUGGUCCAAGUACUCACAUAACAUCCACACAUCACCGAAAAAAUAAUAACGGUUUCAAUCGGACAAAAAGUUUGGAAGAAAAAAGUUUGGAGGAUUUAUUGAGUUUUACUCGGCACGAGCGAUUAGAUGUAAAAAAGCCCGGUCCACCUGCUGAUAUUCCACUUGAAGAUCACCCAGCGAUAAAUGUCAGUGCAAGGAAAGCAGAUAAUAACGAAGGGAAUAAGAAUGUAUUGAAAUGGUCUAAAGUAAAAAAAGUUUCACACUCGGACAUUGAUGAUGAUCAUGCUCCACAUUCGGUUGACACCGAAUUUGCUUAUGUCAUCAUAAAAGGACCAUUGGAUGAUUGGAAUAAGGGACCUCGUCUCCUUUCCGAGAUCGCCACCAUGUUGAAUAUGGAAGGAUUACUAACAUCGAUUCGAGUCGAUCGUCAUGAAAUUGCAUUCCGCGUUGAAAAUAACCCAAAUAGAACAGCACACGAUGUGGCACGUGCUAUUAAUGAUGAUCGUUUCAAGGCCAAUUUGUCGCGUCGUUUUGGCAUAACUGUGCUUCAUGCCGGUGUUGGAAAUAAAACGAAAGAAAGUAAUGGCGUUUCAUCGACAUACCUGCGAGAUCAUGGGGAACGUGAUAAUUUGUCAUAUAUGAUGCCAUUCAUGCUUGCUGCCGCCGCAGCUGCUGCCUGUAUUAUCAUAAUCAUAAUGGUCUGCUUCAUUAGAGGUCACGACAAAACCAAGUACAAAUUGGGCGAUUUACAAAGCAGCUUCUCAAAUCCGGCGGAAAAAGAUUAUCAAGAUCUUUGUCGAUCACGAAUGACAACAAAAAAUUCCAGCAGUAAUAUACCGGCUGAGCGUGUUAUCAUGACAAGCACACAAAAUGAACGUCCCCCAUCGUCUCGUUCAAGUACGUCGUCAUGGAGCGAAGAGCCGGCUUUAACAAAUAUGGACAUUUCCACUGGACAUAUGGUGCUUUCCUACAUGGAAGAUCAUCUUAGAAACAAAGGACGUUUACAACGAGAAUGGGAUGUUUUGUGUCGAUACGAAGCUGAACCAGGUGCACGUGAUGCUGCCUUGCAGUCACAAUGUGCUCAAUUAAAUCGACCCGAUGCACCACUUCCAUACGAUCAUUCACGCGUCGUUUUAAAUCAUUUGAUCAACGCUGAAGGAUUAGAUUACAUCAAUGCAUCGUCUAUCACGGAUCAUGAUCCACGCUGUAGCGCUUAUGUUGCCGCACAAGGGCCGCUUCCAUCAACGAUUUCACACUUUUGGCAAAUGAUUUGGGAACAGGGUGCGGUUGUGAUUGUGGCGCUUUGUCGUUUACAAGAGAACAACGAAAGUGCAUGUGCUCGAUAUUGGCCAGAAGAAGGCAGUGAAGUCUAUCACAUUUAUGAGGUACAUUUGGUGAGCGAACAUGUAUGGUGUGAUGACUAUUUGGUUCGGUCAUUCUAUUUGAAAAAUCUACGCACUGGCGAAACCCGAACGGUAACACAAUUCCAUUUCAUGAGUUGGCCACAAAACGGCAUCCCAACAUCGGCAAAAGCAUUGCUCGAUUUCCGACGCAAAGUCAACAAAUCCUAUCGGGGUCGAUCGUGUCCGAUUGUUGUGCAUAGCAGCUCUGGAGCUGGACGAACCGGUGCAUAUAUUCUAUUGGAUUUGGUACUGGGUCGCAUGAACAAAGGUGCUCGUGAAAUUGACAUCGCAGCCACUUUGGAGCAUUUGAGAGAUCAACGAGCCGGACUAGUUGCAACACGACAGCAAUUUGAGUUUGUUUUAAUGGCCGUCGCCGAAGAGGUGCAUGCCAUUCUGAAGGCAUUACCACAAACUACGCAGAGCGACAAACGUGAACUGGACAAUGAGACUGUUAAAGAACAUGACGAUGAAAAUGCACAAAAAACAUCGAAAGAUGUGACGGCAGGCACAACAAAGGAACAAAGUAAAAAAUAAGCAGGGAAUCGAAUGAGUCAAAUCAUAAAAAAAUAUACAAAAAUCCAAUUGCAUGAAUCAAAUUCAAGUGGGAAACGUGCAAAUGUGCAUUUUAAAACAAUUCAAAUGACAAAAAAAAACAAA